AUGGCGAGAAGUUGUAGCAGUCUGUUUUUGUUGUUGGCAAUGGCACUGUGUCUCGUCCUCCCAGCAGCGCUUGUUUCCGCGCACCCACAGGGGAACCCCUUCCGCGUCAGAGGACGUGUCUACUGCGACACUUGCCGCUGCGGGUUUGAGACCUCCGCCACCACUUACAUUCCCGGUGCAAGGGUUAGAAUUGAGUGCAAAGAUAGGAAAAGUAUGAAGCUGAUGUACAGCGUUGAAGGAGAGACAGACUCGAAAGGAACAUACAACAUCUUGGUGGAAGAUGACCACGAGGACCAAAUGUGCCAGUCGGUUCUCGUUAGCAGCCCCAUUGCUGACUGCAAAUCGACUGACCCGGGACGUGACCGUGCCACUGUCGUGCUCACCCGCAACAACGGAUGCCUCAACGACCAGCGUUUUGCAAAUGCCAUGGGGUUCCUGAAAGAUCAGCCUUUGUCUGGGUGCACCCAACUGCUCAAGAAGUACUUGGAAAGUGAUGAUCAGUAA
Molecule: messenger RNA, 504 nt
Organism: Corylus avellana
Lineage: Eukaryota; Viridiplantae; Streptophyta; Magnoliopsida; Fagales; Betulaceae
Product: protein DOWNSTREAM OF FLC-like
Source: RefSeq, a predicted model, not a curated record